Molecule: messenger RNA, 3600 nt
Organism: Pochonia chlamydosporia 170
Lineage: Eukaryota; Fungi; Ascomycota; Sordariomycetes; Hypocreales; Clavicipitaceae
Product: reverse transcriptase
Exons: 2
Coding region: 1-3600 (1199 amino acids)
Molecular function (GO): RNA-DNA hybrid ribonuclease activity; nucleic acid binding
Source: RefSeq, a predicted model, not a curated record
AUGCUGCCACGAGGAGACAUCAUUUCCCUAUCAAUCCGCAACCCCUGCUCUGGCCGAAGCAUCAACAUUUCCAACGUUUACAAUGAAGUGGGAACCAACACACUCUCCACGCUGGCGGAAACCCUUGACAAAGUGGAGCCCCUGACAAACACAGUCGUACUGGGCGACUUCAACCUACAUCACCCCCUCUGGUCAACAACGCACCGACGUCUUGGACAGGGGCCAAGUGCCCAGCAACUAAUAACAAUCAUUGAGGAUCUCCAUCUCGAGCUACUCACUGCACCUGGGGCUCCUACCCAUAGGUGGAAAGAUGGAAUAUCGACAAUAGACCUGACAUUCGCCACUGAGGACCUUACACCACUCGUGACUCACUGUAAGAUUGAUCGAGGAUUAGAUUGCGACUCUGAUCAUCUCCCUAUAGCCAUAACCGUUGAAUGGGAAUGGAGAGCAGCAACCCCGAUGAAGAGGCGUCUGUGGUCUAGAACGAAUACAAUGAUAUUACGACAAGCUGUCCAGGAGCGCCUUCCUCAGCAGUGUGUCGGGAUGGAGCUUACAAGUGAGGGCGAAAUCGACACACAUGUAUCCUCCAUCGUCAGGGCUCUCAAUGCAGGCAUCGAUUCAUCAACUCCGUGGUCUAAUCCAUCCCCCCGAUCAAUUGCGGGGUUUGACCGAAAAUGCAAAGAUCUCUGUACAGAAGUUCAACAACUUCGUCGAAAAUGGCAGCGUACAAGAUCAGAUGACGACUACGAAGCCUACCGUCAGGCACGCAAUAAGAAGGGUCGACAUAUGCAGAAAUUUCUUCGCAACACCCACCGCCAAAGAAUAGAAGAGGCAUCGUUAUCGAAAAACGGACUAUGGAAGUUGGUCAAGUGGGCCAAGAACAGACACGAAACACUGCCCGCGUGCACGCCAGCACUCGUCAAACCCGACGGGAAACUCGUCUAUCGCCCAGAAGAGAAGGCCGAAUUGUUGCGCCAGUCCUUCUUUCCCCCUCCGCGUCAGGCUAAUCUCUCGGACAUUAAUGGAUAUCAGUAUCCCCCGCCAAUUGAAUGCCCCGACGUCACGCUGUCGGAGAUUGAGAAGGCGGUGCGCAGGACUGCCCCGAACAAAGCCCCCGGUACCGACGGCAUCAUCAACGGCGUUCUGCACCACACACUCGAUGUUCUUCUCCCUAGCCUCCACAAGCUGUUCAACGCAUGUCUCCAACUGGGCUACUGCCCCCAACACUUCAAGGAGGCGGUCACCGUAGUCCUCCGCAAACCGGCCAAAGACGAUUAUGCACAACCCAAGUCAUACAGACCAAUUGCUCUGCUGAAUACACUGGGCAAAGUGUUGGAAGCCAUCAUAGCCAGCCGACUUGCCUAUCUCGCUGACGUCUAUCAAUUACUCCCCAGGCGGCAUACCGGAGGUCGAAAACUCGCAUCGACGGAACACGCCAUGCACGUCCUUCUCCAACGGAUAUACAAAGCGUGGUCUGAAGGCAAAGUGGCAACCCUGCUAUUGCUCGAUGUGUCUGGCGCGUAUGAUAACGUUUCCCGAGAGAGGUUACUGCACAAUCUCCGCAAACGUCGCGUAGACAAUAAGAUGGUAACUUGGGUUGCCUCUUUUCUGAGCGACAGGACCACGACUCUCAAGCUACAAGAGUACACCGCAGCCUCAGUACCCAUCGAAACAGGGAUUCCGCAGGGAUCACCUAUUUCGCCCAUUCUGUAUCUAUUCUAUAACGCAGACUUGAUUGAAGAGUGCAAGACACCUGAGACAGAGUCGGUUGGCUACAUAGACGAUGUAUCCAUUCUGGCAGUUGGCCCAUCAGCAUCACGCAACUGUAAAACCCUCAAAGCCAUUCACCGCAAGGCUCAGGACUGGGCAAGGAAGCACGGCUCCCAGUUCGCACCGGCAAAGUAUGAGCUCGUACACUUUACCAGAGACCCAAAAGCGAACUGCACACACGCCCUCCGCCUGCCUCAUACAACCAUUAAAGCCUCCCCUUUCUGCAAAUACCUAGGCAUCCAACUGGACACGAGACUUCGGUGGGAAUAUCAUCGUGAAAGGAUGGAGACAGGAGCAACGAAGCGACUUUCAGCAUUAUCAGCCCUAGCAUCAUCGACGUGGGGAACACGAUUGGUGAACCUUCGACAGGUGUACAGAGCGAUGAUCAUACCUCAAAUGCUCUAUGGAUGCUCAGCAUGGCACGUUCCUAGAAGAGGCCGCAUACGCAGAGGUGCCGACAUGAUAGCAGCUAUUAGGAGAAUACAGCGACGAGCGGCUCAAGUGAUCACUGGAGCCUUCCGCACAACCGCUGGAGCAGCGGUGGAUGCAGAAGCUUACCUGCUGCCGGUGCAACAACAACUGGAGCAAACAGUAUUGGAGACGAUCAUGCGCAUUCGGACCAGUCCGCUGUACGACGACAUGGCCAAGUCUCCGGGAACUAUGAACUCGACACGACGGACACGCCAGGACCGCGAUGAACACAGUCCCCUGGAUCAACUCUCGAGUAUCCUGGAACACAAGUACGGCGUGCAGCUAGAUAAACUUGAGAAACGCCAACCACACGUUGUUCCGCCCUGGUGGAUUCCUCCGCUCGUACAUAUUGACGAAUCCGCCAACGAGGCAAUCAAAGAACACGACGCCACAGAUUCAGGGACAAUAUGUGUCUAUACCGACGGAAGCGGCAUCAACGGCCACGUUGGCGCCGCUGCGAUAGCACCAGAGCUUCGGGUCCGUGGUGUCACAACCAAGCGAACGGAAUACAUGGGAGCAUCGAGCAAGUCCACGGUAUACGCAGCAGAACUCAGAGGGCUGGUACUGGCACUCCAGAUGGCCCUCGACAUUAACAUGGUGACAAAUUCACCUGGGAAGUGUGCCAUAUUCACCGACAAUCAGGCAGCGAUUCAGGCAAUGCGGAAUCCCCAAAAUCCGUCGGGACAGUACAUCCUGGUCGAAGCUGUACAAGCACUUGACAAGCUUCGAAACUUAGGAUGGGAGGUGCAAUUCCGAUGGAUACCGGCACACGUUGGAGUGCCUGGCAACGAAGCAGCCGACCAAGCGGCCAAGGAAGCAGCUGGCCACGAUCCAAAGCAGCGAAUCGCCAGGGAGCUUCCGCCAGAACCAGGUUGGCUUCGAACCCUCACCGCUACCACGAAAUCCAACAUUCGCAAAACGAUGAGGGAGGAGUGGAAGCAGUCGUGGGAGACGGCCAAACACGGAAGAGACCUAUUCCGACUCGGCGUGCGGCCGGGAAAGGACACCCUGACCACCCAUACAGACAAACACAGAGCAAUCAGCUCAGUGAUCACACAGAUGCGUACAGGCAAAAUCGGCCUCCUGGCCUACCUCCACGGAAUCAACAAAGCCGACACGGACAAAUGCCCCUGCGGAUACGGGACCCAAACGGUACGACACAUCCUCCUUGAAUGCCGCGACUGGAUCGAAGAACGACACAAGAUGUGGGCAGGCAAGCGACCAUGCGAAGACAUCAAGCGCAUUCUCUGUAGCUCGUCAAAGUCUGUACAAGCAGCCAAGAUGAUCCUUAGGACUGGCCUUCUCGGUCAAUUCCGAGCAGUACCAUCCACAGAACUUCAAUAUACGCAAUCUGCGUAA